AUGGAAAACGCAGAUCUCUCUCCCGCUCCAUCAAGGUGCCCUCACUGUGCCGGCCCUCUUUACAAAGAUAUGGUACCCUCUCUUUCCUUCCCUCUCAUUGUGUGCAAUCGGGAGGCGGGGCUCCCUGCGGUUUACUUUUCUUUUUUUCCAUUCUGAGAUCGUUGUUGCCGACGAAACCCGCUUUCAUUUCUUGAAGGAAACCAGCUCGUGGACUGUGGCGCCCUUCGUGCGUGAUAGCUUUUCCAUGGUGAAGCCUGAUCCUAUCAUCUCCCUACACGAUCAUUCUCUGUAUGAAUCUGUUACUAAUUCUAUUUUUUCGCGGUCUUCUUUGGUCAGAUUGCCUCUGCCGUAGGGGGCACUGCAAGCGCCUUCUAUGGAUUCAACCACGGUAUGCCAAUUGAUCUCCUCAGCAUCACGUCAUUUUCCGUAGAUGCCUUCAUUUUUUUCUUUGCGUGCACAGUUGCCUAGAUGAGUAUGACUAAAUCGAGCUUCAUAUCCUUUACCUUUUUAUAAAAAAAAAAUGACAGUUAAUGUUCUUUUCAUACACAAGUUUUAUAUAUAUAUAUCCUCCAACUAUCUAAGACCCGCCAUUAGAAGCCUCUGAUUGCUUCAUAAUGAACAAAGGUCGAGUUAAUAUUCUGAUUCUGUUAUCAGUCAAGCCCUCUGUUUUUGUCCAUGGAAGCCCUGAAUAUUUAUUGGGAAAAUAUACCAUGUUUUUUGGAUAUUCGUAUACAUAUUGACCUAAAUUUACAGAAUUUUUUAAUUCUACCGAGCUCAAAGCUGCAAAAAUCCUGCAGCUUUACGCUGUCAAGGAAACCUGGACGACCACUCUGUUGAUGUGCAAGGAUUAGAAACCCGUUGUUGCCAUAAGUGAGGAAUUCUACUGAAAGAGUCCCUGUUGGAAGAAAAUCAAGGCUCAUAUCCUCUUUAUCAGGUUGCUAGAUGAAUUUUUUGAGGCGAUCCCCAAUCUGCAUUACCUUAGCUUCCUGGUUUUCUACAUAAAAUUACUUUGACAAAGGUUGUGCACCUUUCAUGUUCACUAGAACGAUAGAACCCUUUCAACGUGAAGAAAUUCUGAAACUCCGGUCAGACAGGCCAAUCCACGCGGACUUUGUUUUUUAUUUUUUCUGCGGAGGGAAGCAAUUUGACGGGCAAUUCACGAGAAGGCUCCCCCGUGUGCCCUCUUAACAAUCCAGCUACCCUUUUAGAAAAGAAGGAAAUCAUGGUGCAUCCGUACGACCCUCUUAGAUCACUACUCCGAUUAACCUGCUUUGCUGUUCUCUGACUUCCAUGAUUGUGAGCUUGGGACAAAUAAUUUGAUUCCUGUGCCUCUUUUCUAUAUUCAGCCAUGCCCGUCGUUCGUCGGUGGGUGAAGGGUCCGAUGUGGGCGCACUUUCUCGUCGGUGUGAGUAACUGCAGCUCUCAUCUUUUUUGAUAAUUUUCUAUCGCCUCUCUUUUUUCAGUACUUCGCUGCCUCAACACAUAGCUUAACCACUCUGAACUAUACUUUUGAAACUAGAUUGGCGGCUAUGUUACUGUCGGUUGAUGUUGCCCCAGUGUCGUGAUAUUUAUUCUCCAAUGUAAACAUGAAGACAUAGGCGCAGGAACAUUAGCCAUGAAUCUAGGGAAGUGUAGGGUUUCAUCCAAUUAUCUCCUCCGAUGUGUUCUUCAUUCGACCUUGGGUCGUCUGAUUAAUGGAGGAAGUUACCAGCAAAGUAUUUUCCAUCACUGUGAUCUGCAUUGACACCUCAAUUGCACUGCCCGACUAAGGGAUGCUUGAUCUUCGUUCAUGCAGUCUCCCCCGGUGAUCGUCUUCUCCUCCGCCUGCGCCGGAUUGGCAGGUCAGAGAGCCCACUCUGAGCAAGAUCAUCUCCUCACUCUCCCUCUCCUCCGGGGGGGUCUUCGAUUUUCCCUCUCUCGUCCGGAAGCUUGGUUUACAUUCAAGAGAGAUUCUAGAAUUCCUCCCCUAGUUGGGUCUUUUUUCUUCUGUUUUUAACUGUUCAUUAAGUGGCAUAAAUUCCCAUGGAUUCGGUCCGUGGACUGAGGGGAUGCCGUGUGAUGACUGCGCAGGUGGCGCCGUGCCGGCACUGGCGCAGCUGGCCUCUUCCUCCUACCACGCGGCCUUCUCCUCUUCCUCGCCGCGCGAUGAGAGGAUGGGUGACUCGAGGAGCUCUUCCCCUCUCUAG
Messenger RNA from Spirodela intermedia, 2186 nucleotides. NCBI's taxonomy places the organism in Eukaryota, Viridiplantae, Streptophyta, Magnoliopsida, Alismatales, Araceae. The record is from the annotation of a GenBank genome assembly.